Symbiodinium natans is the source of this 1143-nucleotide messenger RNA. The record is from the annotation of a GenBank genome assembly. Lineage: Eukaryota; Dinophyceae; Suessiales; Symbiodiniaceae.
AUGGCCCAGACGUGCGCUGGCGACCCGCAGGCCAGCGCGGCAAGCCUCGGCCCGCGCACCUACCCGCCCUACAGCGCGCGCUGGGCGAAGCGCUUCGGCGGGCCCACGGACGUGCCGUACGGCCAUUUCCGGCAGGCCUCUGAGAGCUUGCACGCGGACGUGGUGGCCAAGAUCGAGGUUGCCCUGGACCUCCCCCCCACAGAUCUGAGGGUUGAGAGGCCACCGGUGGAGAGACUGAGGCUCCCCUCGGAGCCUUUCUUUGCGGAAGCCGAGAGCCGGAGCAAAGUAGCAUCCGUCCUGCGGGCGUUUGCCUGCUGGCAGCAGGUCGGCUACCAUCCUGAGCUCGCACAGCUGGCCGUGCACAUCAUGUGCGUGGUCGGAGAAGAGCGGGCGACCUUUCAGGCGCUGGUUUCCGUGUACCGCAUGUAUCAGCUGCGCGACUACUUCCAAGGCCCGAACACGGAGGAAGCCCUCUGGCGCGACGCGGCCCGGAUCUGGGAUGCAGCGCGCCUGAAGUUCCCCGACUUGGCCUGCGCGUUCGUCCGCUUCAACCAGAUGGAGCAGUUUCAGUCCACGGUGGUGUCGCUCCUGUCGACGUUGCUGACUGAGACCUACAGCCCGGCCCGGCAGGGCUUCGAGCACCACGUCCGGCUGCUGCACUUCCUCCUGCUUCCGGCCGGGCGGUACUACGCGCAGAAUCCCCGAGCCCAGCUCCGCCGGCUGGUGCUGUACAUCAUGGCGAGGCAUGAGAACGCCUUCAUGCAAUGCAGCAGUGAGAGUCAGGUCGCGGCGAUGGCGAAGGAGAUCGAGCACUUCGUUCAGGUGGACGACAUCUUGCUCGAGAUGCUGCAUCGCAUGCACCGCUUCCAGGGCAACAAUGGCAUGUGGCCCUCAGCCCUCAUGGCCGGCCUGGGUGCCUUCGUGGCCCAAGACAUCUCAAGCCCGCUGGGCUUGGGAGCGCACGUCCUCGGCACAUUCGCCGGAGCCGUCGCGGGCUUCGCCUACGGGGCAUGGAAGUCGGCGCAGUGGACUGCGGAAGAUGGCGGCAUGUACCGCGCGGUUGGCCACGGCGUACUCAACGCCGCAGAGCAGAGCAUCGACAAGAUGAAGAGCAAGGCUGCGCGAGCAGUCGGGCUGAGCUGA